AUGGCGCUGCCAACUCCGGAUCAUCAGCUAGUCAAUUCCUUAGAGAAGCACGCUGUUAUACCUGAAGACUAUUCAUCGUUGUUACCAUCGGAUACUGCUACACUUAAAGACAUCAUUGACUUUAUCAUUCCGCCUGUCUCUGAACACCACGUCCUCACCCCAGAUGUUCCCUCAUCCUUAUCCAACUGUCCAGCCUAUCUUGAUCCCUCUUCUGCCUGCACUAUUUUAUUAAAAUUACCCACCGCUGGCGGUAGUGCAGAAGUCAAAAAAAAGCUAGCGCAAAAUGGUCAUGGAGAGGUCAGUAACUAA
Messenger RNA from Desarmillaria tabescens, 309 nucleotides. RefSeq lists its product as uncharacterized. The transcript has 2 exons. The record is from RefSeq and is a predicted model, not a curated record. Bases 1 to 309 code for a protein of 102 amino acids. NCBI's taxonomy places the organism in Eukaryota, Fungi, Basidiomycota, Agaricomycetes, Agaricales, Physalacriaceae.